Messenger RNA from Cyprinodon variegatus (sheepshead minnow), 3758 nucleotides. RefSeq names its product sex comb on midleg-like 2 (Drosophila) (gene scml2). Bases 199 to 2283 code for a protein of 694 amino acids. Gene Ontology annotation, molecular function: protein binding. The transcript has 15 exons. Gene Ontology annotation, cellular component: nucleus. The record is from RefSeq and is a predicted model, not a curated record. Gene Ontology annotation, biological process: regulation of DNA-templated transcription. NCBI's taxonomy places the organism in Eukaryota, Metazoa, Chordata, Actinopteri, Cyprinodontiformes, Cyprinodontidae.
CUCCACAACAACACGAUCUUCGGCAUAAAUUACAUGCGUGUAAGCGUACACUACAUUUGCGAAAAAUGGCAGCUGACGAAUAGAAAAAAGUGGAUCUUCAGUCGAAAAAAGACGACACUUGUUUCUACAGACAAACUGGGUGAACAGCCUCCACCCUGUUUAUCAUCCUAACUGUUUCAUCAUUGCCAAUCCAUCAUCAUGGGGAAAACACCAAUAAAAGACCAGAAAGACGGCAAAAAAGAGAAACUACCAGGUUCGACCCCUGCAACACCUAAAGAUGCUUUCAGCUGGGAAGAGUACCUGAAAGAAACAUCAUCCACACCUGCUCCAGCCAGCUGCUUCCGUCAGGCUAAAGUCCCCCCCUCCAAUGACUUCAAGGUGGGCAUGAAGCUCGAGGCUCACGACCCUCGCAACUCCACCUCCGUUUGCAUCGCCACGGUGAUGGGGUUAACUGGCGUUCGUCUCCGUCUGCGCCUGGAUGGGAGCGACAACAGCAACGACUUCUGGAGGCUGGUGGACUCCUCUGACAUCCAGCCUAUAGGCACCUGUGAAAAGAACGGAGACAUGCUGCAGCCGCCGCUGGGAUUUCGUAUGAACGCCUCUUCUUGGCCCAUGUUCCUGCUGAGAACGCUGAAUGGAGCAGAGAUGGCCCCGGUAACAGCCUUCAAAAAGGAACCCCCAACACCCCCUCAGAAUAGCUUCAAGCCAGGCAUGAAGCUAGAGGCAGUGGACAAGAAGAAUCCCUACCUCAUCUGCCCGGCCACCAUCGGAGAAGUGAGGGGCGACGAGGUGUUCAUCAUGUUCGACGGCUGGAGGGGGGCCUUCGAUUACUGGUGCAAGUACGACUCCAGGGACAUCUUCCCUGUGGGCUGGUGCUCCCUCACCAAGCACAGCCUCCAACCACCAGGCAACAGUGUUACCCUUCCAAAGAGUCUGCAGAUUCUGCCAUCUUCCCCCUCAAAGCCCAGCAGGCGUUCCAUGCAGUCGCCCUACAGACUCCCUAACCCUCUUCCCGCCCUGCCUGUGAGGAAGGGGGUUAGAGGCCGUCGACCCAAGAGCGAGACGCUGGCUCUGCUCAAGGCUGUGGCAGAGGCUGCAGCGUCCCACAAUGGAGCUGUUCCUGAUAACACACAGCUAGUGCCGCGGGUUCACAAAAAGAGAGGACCCAAACCUGGAAGUAAGAGAAAGCCUAAGAUUCUUCAAAGCCCGACACAUCUACCAAGCUUCCAGGUUCCACAGGAAAAUCCUCCCAGCCACAACUCGGUGGUGUCAACAGUGUGUGUGUACGUGAAUAAGCAUGGGAACUGUGGCCCCCACUUGGACAGGAAGCAGAUGCAGCACUUUCCGGACCACUUUGGCCCCGGGCCAGUGAACGCUGUGCUCCAACAAGUGGUCCAGUCAUGUAUAGACUGUGCCUACCAACCUAAAGUCCUUCUCAGUGUUCUGCAGAGUGAUUCAGGAGGAGGGGAAGCCGUCAGAGUGAGAACAGAUGGUGGUGUUCGUGUGAUCAAACUUCCGUCUGCCUCCAGCGCUUCCUUCGUCUUACGCUUCCUUGAGAGCAUGUGCCGCCAUCUUCAGUGUGACAACCUGUUCAGCAGCCAGCCGUUCAGCCACUAUACAGCCUACGACAGGAACAAGUCUGUGAAAGAAGAGGCACUUGAUGUUCCCUCUCUGAGUCGGGGCAGUAAACGCAGCCUGUCAGGGGUCUCUCCUCCGUACGCCGCCCCUCUCUCUCCUAAACAUCUACGGGCCGAGGCACAUCCGUCUGAAGCAGAGACUCUGCCGCAUGAGGAGAACGGCCUGAUCAAAGAGCAGCGAUACAUGAACUCCGCCUCCAACUCCAUGACCCCUCGGCCCCAAACGGCACGGAGCGUCUCCGAGUACCAUCCCCAGGACCGCAGCCUCUACCAUCACAGCAGCAGCUCAGCCAUUCGGCGCCAAGCGUCCAACCCCGCAGAUCUUCGCGCCACACAGUCUCUAAGACGAGUCGAAGCAGCUAGCUCCACCACCGGUCCUGAAUCUCUGGGCUCUGAUCGAGAGAAUCUGCAGCUACCCAAUAAAAACCCUUCCUCCUGGUCCAUUGAAGAGGUGAUGCAGUUCGUCAGGGAUGCAGACCCCACAGCGUUAGCGCCUCACGCAGAACUAUUCAGAAAACAUGAGAUCGACGGGAAGGCGUUGAUGCUUCUACGGAGCGACAUGAUAAUGAAGUACAUGGGUCUGAAGCUGGGGCCGGCUCUGAAGCUCUGCCAUCACAUAGAGCGGCUGAAACAAGGCAAACUGUGAGAGGAGGCAAAGCCCUCUCUGACCUGUGAGCAAUAAGCCCAGAAAGACUCCUGGGCCACGCAGGGGUUACAUGUUACACUAGACUCCUUCUGGAGGGACAACUUCCACGUUACGACUUCAUCCCGACUGCCGGAGCUGGAAAAAUGUGCUGCGCAUAGCUGACGCGUUACCUCAUCCUCUCAUCGGUGAACAAACGGCUGUCCAAGUCUUACAAACUACGAUGACUUCCAAGAAAUCCCAAAGCAGAGUGAUCCCUGUAGUGUUUACAUCGCAUCACACACGUGCACACGAUUACACGUUGUUAUUUUUUUUAUAUACGGAGAUGACAUGUUUUGAUCCCCAAAGAUGGAGAAUGUUUUUAUUACUUUUGAAUUUCUACCUAACAAGAAAGGAUUCGUAUAUACUGAGAAAAAAAAGCUUUUCAUACUUCAGCAGAGAAUCUACUGCUCUCAUCUUUGAUUUUGUACUUUUCAUUUCCCACUUAUCUGCCUGAACGUAGAGCUGACUGAAGGAUAAGGCUGUCUAGACGGAUUCAUCCACAGACUGUCGGUGUCAUUGCCAGGAAUCGUGUUAUCUAUUUUUUUUUUUAACAGAACUUGACUGUUUUCAUGAUUGUCCUCAAGAAUCAUUAAGUGUGUUUAAAAAAAAAAAGUGUCUUUACAGGUUUGAAGUCUCCUCCUGUGGGUACAGAUGCUCCCAUCAGAAUUCAGUGGCUGGUUUCUGACUGAACAGGCUUUCUGUAAUGCUAAGUUCACACCACACGCGAUUGAAGCAGCAGAAGCAGCGGCUUUACUUGCAAAGUCAAUGGUUGAUGCGCAUCAGAAGGUCCUGCAGCGCGUCAUGAGCUUCUGAGCAUCUGACGAGCUUCACAAACAGCAUCUGCUGCAGUUGGAAAAAUAGAAUUUUUCCUACUCUAUGCGUCACAUCAACCAAUCAGAGAAGCUGAUCUGAGUCUGCAGGGAGACGGACAGCACUGCUGAUGCAGAUCACUAUGAUUACUCCCCUGAAACAGCUUAUUAAUGCCUAAAUUAACCUAAAAUUUUGAAACCUCCCUGCAAAACAUUCGCUUUUAUUAUCCUAGUGCCUGCACUUUGUUCCACGUACAUGAAAACUGCCAACAUCUACUUCAAGCCGCCAAGAACAGGCAACCCAGCCUAAGGCAGCUGCUGCUGGGGAUCCCCAGUGACAGCGGUAUGUGGAAGCCUGCGCAUCUCCGACAGCAAAAUAAUAUUUUAAGGCAGGAUCGUAAUCUCAAACUGAAUGCAGAGACGAUGCUUUUAGGUGGACUUUCUCACUUAAAAACUACUUUUUCCCACUUAUUACAUCAAAUAUAGCAGUGUCUGUAUACAUUUGACUGGAGGCUCUUCAGGAGCAUCAAAGAUGCUCUUUAAAUAAGAUGGGGACAAGCAUAAAAAAUGAAUCAGCAGGCGCUUUUUUGCUGCUGAAAUCGCGUCUGGUGUGAAAGUAUCAUAAGA